CUUCUCCUCAGCAUAAACACGAGGAGCCUUCUUCUUGUUCUUCUCUUACUGAAGAUUAAGGCCCUCAUUACUCCUUCACCAAAUUUUACAGGUCGUGCUCGUGCAUCCUUGAGAAGUAAGUAUGGGGGAAUUGUAUAGCAGAGGAAUGCUUGCUCUCCCAUACUUUUAAGCUCAAAGAUGAAGCUCUAAGAAGAGAAUUGCCUGAAAAGACGAAGCUUAGUGGGCGAUUUUCUUUGCGAUAAUGAGGAAGAAGGCGCUCGCGUAAGAAGAGCAAAGAAGCAAAACAGAGACCGACAUCGAGCUAUUGCAAGUGGAUGUCUUCGCUGUCCGGAAAAUGGCCAUGGAAUACACAGGCGCUGUUACCACACAUGGCUUCUGUCACAUCAGAACAAGGACAGGGAAAGGACCGCGAUGAGGGCGUAUAAGUUAUCUCGGGUUACUAGUACUCAGUGUUGUACGUGUAGUUUCAGUUUGUGUUAGUACCACAUCAAAUGACAAUCAGAAUGAAGUGGUAUUAUGAUGAUUGCUUUUAUGAGUAGGUGCAUAGUGAUAGUCUGACUCUGGGUCUCUUAUCGUCCGUGUAGUUCUUUCAGUUCCACCCUAGAACUAUAUGUAAGAUGAAAACAGAACAAGGGCGUUGACGUUCGGUUAACUAGAAACCCAGAAUGGAGAAAAAUGUAAAUGAAUACUAGAGAUACUAGCGUCAGAGGACCUCGUCGAUAAAAGAGAACCUCGUCAUCUACUUUCUAAAAUUUGAGGCGUCAGAACAACCAGAAGCCCUUAUGGAUCGUCGUGGACAGAUGCGCGUUCCGCGGCAGUUGACACCAGCGGAAGUGAAUAUCGUAUUCUCCAGGACACAGUUUGAGGCACAUUGUCCCAUCUGUCGCGGC
Amoebophrya sp. A25 is the source of this 890-nucleotide messenger RNA. NCBI's taxonomy places the organism in Eukaryota, Dinophyceae, Syndiniales, Amoebophryaceae. The record is from the annotation of a GenBank genome assembly.